This is a messenger RNA of Acaulospora colombiana, 576 nucleotides long. The record is from the annotation of a GenBank genome assembly. NCBI's taxonomy places the organism in Eukaryota, Fungi, Glomeromycota, Glomeromycetes, Diversisporales, Acaulosporaceae.
AUGACAUUUAGGCUCUGGUCAAUGGGGUGGACGCGCCGUGGCAAUAGCCUCAAAAGGCACAGCAGACGAGUGAGCCCAUUCUUCUCCCUUGCCCAUAAGGGGUCGACAGGGCCCAAUCUACAGGUUCAGGGCGUACGACACAAGACAUAUUUCGGUCGAUCACAUCCACAGCGUCUGAAAAUGAGAAGCACAGAUCCUAAGAGAAGCAGGGGAGUGAUGCGAGAAGCAAAGCCAUCUUCUAUCGUCGCUGUCGCCGCCGCCUUCUUCGUCAUUGCGGGUAGUAGAAUCAAGAUUAUGCUCGCUCCUGCCUCGGACGUAUUCCGGUGUCGCUGUCACGGUGUGUCACGGUGUUCUGUUCUGCCGCAGACGGUGCAGACGUUCUGCCGUAGAGAGGUUGGCGGGCUCGACACGAGGCAAACGGAAAAGGAGACGGUGGUGAACGCCGUGACCUCCUUGACCUCCACUUUAUCCGUGCGCUGCAUCCUGUAUCGCCGCUUUCCCUGCCCUCCUGUCACUUAUCUAUAUCCCAUGGAUAUAGUAUUGGGCAAAUCGCGGACGAUAGGGUUGCAGGCUUGA